AGUUCGUUCGCGCGAAACUUGUUUACAUCUGGCGCAUCAUUUCGAUGAACUGAAUAAAAUCCGUGUUCGCGAGGCGGAAUUUUAAUAAAAGGAACGGCACUGCGGAAGUGGAUCAUUGACUUCCUUGGAGCCAAUAGCUGUGGCUGCGGCUGCGGCUGAUGACCAACGCGUAAGAUUAUCGCACGUACCUGCCUCCUAGCUGACGCCGGGAAUCGCCUGUUCCAACUCCUUCCUGAACCAUGGACUCCGGCGAGGAGUAUUAUGUCCACCACAUCGAAGUGAAGGACGAAGUGACGAUAAGUGCAUCCGAUGAGGAGGAGGAGGUGGUGGUAGAGGAGGAAGAGGUGGAAGUUGAGGAGAUAACCGGAUCGAAGUGGGCUAGAAUGUUUUCCAUGAUGUCCGCUCUGACCAGGCAGGUUGCUGAUAUCGAUAGACGGCUUAAAAAAAUCGAAUCACAACAGCACCAAAGUUUGUCCAACAUCCAACAGAAGGUAACAAAGAUUGGUACCAAAAUUGCUGCGUUUGGGAACGUACCGAGCGGGGAGAGCAAUCUCCUGCCGCAACCGAUAACGGCCUACUUUUCGCCCGCCAAGUGCAAAGAGGACCUGGAUGAGCUCGAGGCGAACGCUUCGGAUGAGCAGUUCGUCAGCGCCGUCGCACAAUCAGUUGCACGAAUUCACGGUUACGAUCGAGUCGGGGAAGGCGUCACGGUAAGCCAUCAGAUAGUGGACUACUUUUUCGAUCGACAAUUCCUGCAAGACUGCUCCUGGACCGGACGAUCGCGAAGCGCCGAAAAUGUGCGUAAAAUUGCGCUGGCACCCUACGAAAACAUAAAGAAUAUGUUCUAUCAAAGCGUUCACCUGGUUGACGAUAGCUUUACGCUGAACGCAGCCGAGCGAUUCUUUCGCGAUGUCGCCAAACAUGCCCGAUCUCGCGCAGAGGUAAAAUUUCUCAGAAAGCCCGCCCUGAAACGACGGAAGAGCCGGAAGAAGCUCAAUGCUCUAAGCUGUUCGUCGAAUGAUACUGUAAAAAAGAUUGUCGAAAAUCAAUUGCGUCACCUGCAGGCUACGCUUUUGUGAGACAGCAGUGGUGGAUGAUGCGUGCGGUUCGAUUAGACUUGACUUUGUUUCGAAAUAUAAUUAACAAUAUAAUGUA
Messenger RNA from Anopheles aquasalis, 1155 nucleotides. RefSeq lists its product as uncharacterized. NCBI's taxonomy places the organism in Eukaryota, Metazoa, Arthropoda, Insecta, Diptera, Culicidae. The record is from RefSeq and is a predicted model, not a curated record.